Pestalotiopsis fici W106-1 is the source of this 231-nucleotide messenger RNA. RefSeq lists its product as uncharacterized. The record is from RefSeq and is a predicted model, not a curated record. The coding region runs from base 1 to 231 and encodes 76 amino acids. Lineage: Eukaryota; Fungi; Ascomycota; Sordariomycetes; Amphisphaeriales; Sporocadaceae. The transcript has a single exon.
AUGGCCGCAAUCCGCCAUACCGACAUACACGGUAUUCUGGCCGAGGUCCAGACACUCCUUCAGAAGAACCAAUACGUCGACAAUCACGGCCUACAGAAUCUCUCUGACACCCUGACAGCCGCUCUGGAACUCGAGCCCCGCGUUGUCCACUUCUCUUUUGCCGAACACCCGGAGGUGUUUGAUUUACGAUGGCAUUCGCCUGGAAACCUACGAGGCGGUCGCUCGGUAUAA